This is a messenger RNA of Colletotrichum chrysophilum, 1653 nucleotides long. RefSeq lists its product as uncharacterized. Gene Ontology annotation, molecular function: imidazoleglycerol-phosphate synthase activity; oxo-acid-lyase activity. Gene Ontology annotation, biological process: L-histidine biosynthetic process. The transcript has 2 exons. Lineage: Eukaryota; Fungi; Ascomycota; Sordariomycetes; Glomerellales; Glomerellaceae. The record is from RefSeq and is a predicted model, not a curated record. Bases 1 to 1653 code for a protein of 550 amino acids.
AUGUCGAACAAGGUCCACAUGCUGGACUAUGUCGCCGGCAACGUUCGCAGCUUGGUCAACGCUAUCGAGAAGGUCGGCUACGAGGUCGAAUGGGUCAGGAAGCCAGAAGAUGUUGCCUCAGCAGAUAAACUAAUCCUCCCCGGCGUCGGCCACUUCGGCCACUGCCUCUCCCAACUCUCCCAAGCCGGCUUCCUCCCCGCCGUCUCCGCCCACAUCGCCUCCGGCAAGCCCUUCAUGGGCAUCUGCGUCGGCCUCCAGGCCCUCUUCGAGGGCUCCCUCGAGGACCCCGCCGUCCCCGGCCUCGGCGUCGCAAAGGGCCGCCUCGACGCCUUCGACUCCUCCACGGGCAAGUCCGUCCCCCACAUCGGCUGGAACAGCGCAAACACCGGCGGCGCCGCCCUCUACGACCUCCGCCCCGAGUCCAAGUACUACUACGUCCACACCUACAAGUUCCCCUACGUCCGCGGCCAGCUCGAGGCCGACGGCUGGACCGUCGCGACCGGCACCUACGGCGACGAGACCUUCGUCGGCGCCCUCGCCCGCGGCAACGUCUUCGCGACCCAGUUCCACCCCGAGAAGUCCGGCGCCGCAGGCCUGCGCUGCCUCCGCGCCUUCCUCGACGGCUCCGGCGCCGCCGCCCUGGCCUCCUCCACCACGACCCCGUCCCCGGAAGCCCUCCCCUUCCAGGACGGCCUCACCCGCCGCGUCAUCGCCUGCCUUGACGUUCGCGCAAACGACCAGGGCGACCUCGUCGUCACAAAGGGCGACCAGUACGACGUCCGCGAAAAGACCGACGGCGGCAACGUCCGCAACCUCGGCAAGCCCGUCGAGAUGGCCCGCAAGUACUACGAGCAGGGCGCCGACGAGGUCACCUUCCUCAACAUCACCUCCUUCCGCGACUGCCCCCUCGCCGACGCCCCCAUGCUCGAGAUCCUCCGCCGCACCGCCGAGACCGUCUUCGUGCCCCUCACCAUCGGCGGCGGCAUCCGCGACACCGUCGACACCGACGGCACAAAGGUCUCCGCCCUCGAGAUCGCCACCAUGUACUUCAAGUCCGGCGCCGACAAGGUCUCCAUCGGCUCCGACGCCGUCCUCGCCGCGGAGGAGUACUACGGCGCCGGCCGCAAGCUCUUCGGCAACACCGCCAUCGAGCAGAUCUCAAAGGCCUACGGCAACCAGGCCGUCGUCGUCUCCGUCGACCCCAAGCGCGUCUACGUCCCCAAGCCCGACGCCACCCGCCACAACAUCAUCAAGACGGCCCACCCGGGCCCCAAGGGCGAGGAGUACUGCUGGUACGCCUGCACUAUCAAGGGCGGCCGCGAGACGCGUGACAUGGACGUCGUCGAGCUCGCCCAGGCCGUCGAGGCCAUGGGCACCGGCGAGAUCCUGCUCAACUGCAUCGACAAGGACGGCACCAACAGCGGCUUCGACCUCGAGCUUGUCAGCCAGGUCAAGGCCGCCGUCAAGAUCCCCGUCAUCGCGUCCAGCGGGGCCGGGCACCCGAUGCACUUUGAGGAGGUCUUUGAAAAGACGACGACGGACGCCGCGCUGGGGGCCGGAAUGUUCCACCGCGGGGAGUACACCGUCAAGGACGUCAAGGAUUUCCUGGCCGGCAAGGGGCUGAAGGUGAGGCAGUUUGAGGCGAGCGUUUGA